This is a messenger RNA of Caenorhabditis sp. 36 PRJEB53466, 1494 nucleotides long. The record is from the annotation of a GenBank genome assembly. NCBI's taxonomy places the organism in Eukaryota, Metazoa, Nematoda, Chromadorea, Rhabditida, Rhabditidae.
AUGGAAUCACCGUGUUCGUCCGAUUCUCUGUCACAAUCCUCCCCUCCUAGUGGUGUGACGUGUAAGAUCUGUGGGCUCACAGCCCGCGGCUACCACUUUGGAGUCCUUGCUUGCAGAGCUUGUGCCGCGUUUUUCAGGUGAGCACACACAGAUCUAGAAGGUUAAAUGCUAAAAGUUCAGAAGAACAAUAGUGAUGGGUCGUCAGAAGAAGUACAAAUGCCGUGGAAAAACGAGGCAAUUGAAGUGCAUUGUGAGCAGCACGGACCGGUAUCAGUGCAGACUUUGUCGCUAUAACAAGUGUGUCAAAUUCGGAAUGACGCCGGAGAGUGAGUUGGAGGAACACGAUAAUAUUCAUGAUUCCUCUUAAGAUGUACAAUUCAAUCGAGACUCAAUAACCACCACAACCGCAAAGCGAGACGACGGUUCGGUAGUGAAUCCGAGAACUUCUUCACUUGGAAACCGGCGAACGUUGGUGGAUAUGGCGGCGUUGGCGAGUAAAGCCAGAGAGAUUCUCAACGAGAAAUCGCCGGUGAUCGAUGCGGCGACAAGGAAAAAUGAACACGUUGGAGAUUGCGAAUCACGCGCUGAAGAACUGGAGGAAGCUGCAGAAUCGGAGAGCGAAAUGGAGGUGCUGAAAAGAAUGCCGGUGCGGCAGAUGUUUGUGCUGAUGGAGAAGCAGAUGAUAGGCGUGGCCAAGUGGUUGAUCCAGUCUCCAGACUUCAGAAUGCUAGAUUCUGAUGAGAGGGUAAACUCAUCUCAACGUUACUUUCUAAUCACUUGUUCUCUUUUGUAGUAUCAAUACUUCAAAACAGUUUGGAACACGUGGAGAAGGUUCGAAAGGUUUGAAAUGUCGUUGAAACUGUUCGGAGAGUCUGCAGUCAUGAUAAAAGUGAGUUUGCCUUCAGUUCAAGUUUAAGUGACCACCUUUUUUCAGAAAUUUGCACUGUCGAAUAAACAGAUCACCACAAUCGAUUUCGAGAUUGAUUACUCGGAACUAACAGACAGUCCGAACGAUAAAAUCACACAGUACGUUCCGGGGGUUUCACUUCAAACUGAACGAGUUUUUCCAUUCUAGAAUGUUCCGAGAAUCGACCCUCAAGUUAUUCGAUCAGCUGGCCAAACCCCUGUUAGAACUGAAGCCGUCCUCCAUCGAAAUGGCCUACAUGCUCUCGCAAAUGAGCUGGCAGAUUGCAGGUGAGUCCGUCUACCGUACUACUAAUAUUACUGUAUCCUACUUCCCGUUCAGGUAAGCAAAUGCAAGGGAAAGUGAUUGAAAUGAGCGAAAGAGUGAGCGAUGAACUGGCGGAUAACCUCCAUACGUACUACCUGAAAGAGGAACUUCGAUCCAACUACGCCGAUCGGCUGGUCCGACUCAUGAGCGUCGUGAAUUCGGUCAAAAAGUUGUACCUGGAGCGGAAGGAGACGUUGGAAUUGGCACGGCUCUUCGAAGUGUUCAAAGUCGACUUCUCAGAGCCCGAGAUCUUCGAUUCCUAG